AUGACGACCCAUUUGCGGGCUGUUGCACAUCCAUUCCUCCAGGCAGCGCGCCGGAUGAGCACGGGGGCGGGCAUGCCCAUUCGCAAGGUCACCGUCGUCGGCGCAGGGACGCUGGGCUCACAGGUCGCUUUCCAGACGGCGAUCAGCGGCUUCGACGUGGCUGUCCUGGACACUCAGGCCGAGAGCCUGUCGCGCUGCCGGGCGGCGCAUGACGCUUUUGCCCAGCAGUACCUCGCACGAGAAGGGCCGAAGCAGGCACGUGCCUGGCAGGGCCUGGCCAGCCAUUCCACAGCAAAGGAGGUGGCCAAAGCGGCACUAGACCGGCUCGUGUACACCACCGAUGCGGCCGAGGCAAUGGAUGGAAGUGACUUGGUCAGCGAGAACGUGCCAGAGAUCGUGGAAGUCAAGGCAGCCACGUACAACGCGUUGUCUGCGCACGCCUCGCCAGAGACAAUCUUCACCAGCAACUCCAGCACCUUGCUGCCCAGCCAGUUCGCGGAGGCAACCGGCAGGCCCGCACGUUUCUGCGCACUCCACUUUGCCAACGGCAUUUGGGAUGCCAACAUCGGCGAGGUCAUGGCUCACCCAGGCACAAAACCAGAGGUCUUCGAGCGAGUGGUGCAGUUUGCCAAGGAGAUUGGCAUGGUGCCCCUCCGCUGUCAUAAGGAGCAGUCUGGCUACAUAAUCAAUACCUUGCUCGUUCCGUGGCUGAAUGCUGCUCAGACAUUGGUCACAAAGGGAGUCUGCACAACAGAAGAUGUCGACCGGGCCUGGGUGAUCUGUUUCGGCAUUGUCAAUUCAGACAAGGGGCCGUUGGGCAUCAUGGACAUGAUUGGACAGGGCACGGCGCACAACGUGUUGAAGUACUGGGGUGCGAACCUCCCCGAUGCCCAGAUGGCCGCCAAUGCCGACUACAUCAAGAAAGAGCUUCUGGACAAAGGCAAGCUGGGUUUGUGUGGUGGCGAUCCGGACAAGGACAAGGCCACCGGCUACUACAAUUACCCGAACCCGGCGUGGAAAAACCGUGACUUCCUGAACGGCACAGAGUGA
Molecule: messenger RNA, 1050 nt
Organism: Symbiodinium necroappetens
Lineage: Eukaryota; Dinophyceae; Suessiales; Symbiodiniaceae
Source: the annotation of a GenBank genome assembly